UCCGCGUCUUGCUAUCUCUCUCUCUCCUCUUUCUCUCUCUUCUGCGUCUCUCAAUUUUUUCAUUUUUUUUCCAACAAGACCGCCAUUUUACGAGAGUCUUUCUCUCUCUAUGUUUGUUCCCAAGGGUUAGGGUUUCCUUAGGCGCGUUAACUUUGACCUCAAAAUGUCUCAUAAAAACCCCAAUCCUCUCCACGCCUUAUCCAAUUUGGUCCUCCAACAACUUUCUAGGUCAAGCAUGGCUUGAAUUACAUCUUUCUUGUGGUGGCAGUCCUGGGAUGGAAAUGUAUAACGUUUCUGAACAUGGAAACACAGAUGUUUAUCUGAUUCAAGGUACCGAGUCAAACCCACAUUUAGCAAGUCCACCUAUUGAACAGUUUGAAGCUAUGUAUAACAAAGGAGCCCAAGAGUUUGUUUUUGAACAGGGCUUUUACCCUACUGCCACCAACUAUGGCUACAUAUGUACAGGAUUUGAAUCACCCGGCAAUUGGGAUGACCACCACAGAAUUUUUGGUCUGGAAGGUCAAGAGAUUCAGUACGCGGGUGCGCAAACUGAAAAUUUGCCGUAUGUAUAUUAUACACCUAGCUAUGGAUAUGUACAGUCUCCAUAUAAUCCAUACAAUCCUUACAUCCCUGGUGCUAUGGUAGGAGUAGAUGGCCCAUUUGUAGGGACACAACAGUAUUAUCCCAUCCCCUCUUAUGAAAGUCCAGGGUCAUCACCUGGUUAUUUCCCCAUGCUCGUCCAGUCUAGGCCAGAUAUAAUAUCGAGUGGUACAACCGACCAUUUCUUAGAUACUGGUGCAUUUAAUGCUGAUGGAACUGAUGGCCCAGGCCCAAAACAUAACCGGUCUUCAGCAUCUACAACCUUUUCUCUGACCUCUGCAAGGCCUGCCUCAAAUCAGACACUCACAGUUACUAGGGCAUUAGAAGGCCCGAAAGCCAAUUCCGGAUCAAGUAAACAGCCUGGCGCGCAUGGAAGUGUUACUUCUGGUAGUUUUUCUAAUCUGCCAUCAUCACAAGUUCUUCAGGGUAGAGUUGCUCAACCUAUAGAUAAAGUUUCACAUGGAAAGACACUAUCUCACCGUAACCAACUAAAAGUUGCCCUCCCUCCCAGUAAUGGCUUGUCUAACUUUGCAUCAAGUGCUCAUGGACGAGCUGUAGUGGAUAAGGUUCGACCAAAGUUCAACUAUGGCAGAGUUCCCAGCGAUGUUAAUGGAAGUCCAGAUGCAAUAGCUGAACAGAAUCGGGGCCCUAGAACCAAUAAAUCUAAGCAUCAUUUGGCUGUUAAAGCCUACACAACGAGAGCUGGAGAUUCUGAUGCACAUGGAAACAUCAUUAUCAGUGCUGAUCAGUACAACAAGGAUGAUUUCCCAGUUGACUAUUUGAACGCAAAGUUCUUUGUAAUCAAAUCAUACAGUGAGGAUGAUGUGCACAAGAGUAUCAAAUACAAUGUGUGGUCAUCUACGCCUAAUGGAAACAAGAAGCUGGACGGUGCUUAUGCAGAUGCCCAGAGAAUAGCUGCAGGGGAACCAAGAGGCUGUCCUGUUUUUCUGUUCUUUUCUGUAAAUGCAAGUGGCCAAUUCUGUGGUGUUGCAGAGAUGAUAGGUCCAGUUGACUUCCAUAAAGAUAUGGAUUUCUGGCAGCAAGAUAAAUGGAGUGGUAGCUUCCGUGUCAAGUGGCACAUUAUAAGAGAUGUACCAAACCACAACUUUCGUCAUAUCAUAUUAGAGAACAACGAGAAUAAGCCUGUGACUAAUAGUAGAGAUACACAAGAGAUAAGAUACAAGCCAGGUAUGGAGAUGCUGAAAAUUUUCAAAAAUUACACAUCGAAGACAUCUUUACUUGAUGAUUUCAUGUACUAUGAAAAUCGACAGAAGAUAAUGCAGGAAGAGAAAGCCAGGCUACUGAUCACAAGCUAUGGAACUCCAUUCCCUGGACCUGCAUUGGAUCCCCCCCGCAAGCUAAACUUUGUGGUUGACUUGCCUUCUAGUGGAGAAGAGAAAAUUACCAAGCAUAUAGGUCUGAGCAAGAUAGAAAAGACAAUAGCCUCUCCCAGUGAGCAUAUUCCAUCAGAUUCUGAUGUUAAAUCAAGUACUAAUAAGGAAACUGCGAAGCACAUUGCUAAUGAUAAGGAAACUGCGAAGCACAUUGCUAAUGAAGCAGAAGAUGAUAACGUAUCUUCUUUAAAGAUUGGUUUACUGACCAUCAAACCAAAGCAGGAUGAAUCUAAACGUUCGGCGCCUGCUUCUUUUGCUGCUACAGUUAUGGAUACUAAACCAGUUGAUGUUGUCACAGUAGGGUCAAUGCCUAUCAAAGUUAACGGAUCUGCUGAAUCUUCUGGUUUCAUAACAGUUGGGAGUAUCCCACUUGAUCCGAGAGCACUGCAGCUUGAUGAGGCAGGUGUUCUUACUAAAAGUGGGUCACAAGCUUGAUAGUGCCGAACCAUGUCAACUAUCUUAAAGUUAUUAUGCUAUGGAGCAUCUACCAUCCGGUGUUAUCAGUAUGGGCAGGAUCCGUAGUCUUGAAAUUUAAAGCUGUUGGUGUAUCAUACUCAUCUUGGUUUUAACUGUAGUAGGUCAUAUGAAUACUCUCUGUCAUCUUUUUCUUUUUUCGUCGUCUCUGUUUUGUGUUGGUCUGUGGUAGUUGGUGAUGUUCGUACACACACGACUCUUGUAUGGGGUUCUUUUGGAGAUCAUGGUGGUGUUGGUUGAUGAUAUUAAUUGGGAAACACGGUGUAAACCAACCUUUUGUCUUUUUACCUCUUCCAUAAAUGAAUUGAGAGGAUACUGAGAAGUUGAAGUUUCUUGUUGAUGGCUAAAA
This is a messenger RNA of Cornus florida, 2817 nucleotides long. Its product is annotated as YTH domain-containing protein ECT4-like. The transcript has 8 exons. Bases 276 to 2429 code for a protein of 717 amino acids. The record is from RefSeq and is a predicted model, not a curated record. Gene Ontology annotation, cellular component: cytoplasm. Lineage: Eukaryota; Viridiplantae; Streptophyta; Magnoliopsida; Cornales; Cornaceae. Gene Ontology annotation, biological process: mRNA destabilization. Gene Ontology annotation, molecular function: mRNA binding.